AUGGAGUGUAAGUUUGGCGUUUUUGGAGACGAUGCGAUGCGACAGACAGGCACACGCAGGCUGUCACAUGCGUGCUUGGUAGCAUCGAUUUUUUUGGGCGGCAACCCGAAACAGGAAGCAGACAAACCAAUUUGCCUAUUUUUUGCCGGUCCGGCUCGCUGGUGUUUCUUCCGGGACUUUGCUUUUAAACGCGCCGUCUUCCGGCUUCCGGCCUUGCAUGAGUCUCCACGGAGGUUGUUUCGAUGCUCGUAUCGAGCUUGGACGUUUUUAACUAUCUAA
Trichoderma gamsii is the source of this 279-nucleotide messenger RNA. RefSeq lists its product as hypothetical. The transcript has 2 exons. NCBI's taxonomy places the organism in Eukaryota, Fungi, Ascomycota, Sordariomycetes, Hypocreales, Hypocreaceae. Bases 1 to 279 code for a protein of 92 amino acids. The record is from RefSeq and is a predicted model, not a curated record.